Molecule: messenger RNA, 3663 nt
Organism: Symbiodinium sp. CCMP2592
Lineage: Eukaryota; Dinophyceae; Suessiales; Symbiodiniaceae
Source: the annotation of a GenBank genome assembly
AUGGCGGAGACAGCUCGCUCGUCGUUCGGACGACGCCACAAGGAGCGGGUGCGCGAGGAAUUCCUCAAGCUGGUUCAAGGCAUGUUGCAAGGGAAUGGAACGGCGGACAACGUGGCUACUGCCCUCGCCUGGUGCCUGGAGCGCGUCCGGGACCACAGAUGCAUGGACACAAACUCCUCGGAAGUCAAACGAGACUUUUCCGGUCUUCUGGAGAAGCUGCGUGUGCACUCGCAGUUGGAUGCUGCGGCCUACCUGGAGGAGCAGUUCAAUUCGUUCAUGAUGUGCGAGCUGAGAAGUCAAUUGACUGUGGAGCCCCAUGCUGCCAUCCUUCGUGCCCUGCUGCUGUUGGCCUGCGCGCCUGCGCAAGUUCCUGGACGUGUUGUUCGCAUGCUCCGUGGAAUUUACGAGAGCCGGAAGAAGCGUGAACAGCAGCAGCAACGCCAAGCUGGCGAGCAGGCACAGGAUAGGAAGAUUCUGAUGGAGCUCGAGCUGCAGCAGGUGGCCGACAAUGCUUGCGAGGAGUGGGAGGAAGCCUGGUCCAUCGCAGAUCUGGUGAUGGAUGAAACCGUGUCACCUCGCAGUGCUGGAAGUGGGUCCGUCAGCGAAGCUUCAAGCGAAGGCCUCAGCGACCACGAGCAGCAGGAGGAGAUCCUGCCUGAACCGUCUGCAGAUGAUGUGGCUCUCCGAGGCAGCUUGGAUCACGAGCGCCUGCCGCUGCCUCGCCAACCUUGGCAAGAUGCUUUGCAGGAGGAGCGCUUCCUCCUUGAGAAGUACUUCCACGGCCAGGAUCAGGACUACCUCAUGGCCUUGCCGCUGUCUGAGGAAUCCCUUCUUCAGGUCGCCACUCAGAUGCUCUGCGGCUUCUAUGGCGAGAUGGUGGGGCCCGACGGGAACGGGAACCUCCGGUGGCGACCGCUGCACCUGCCGGGCCUUGGGCUGAGCUUUGAGGCCCUGGAAGCAGCGCUGAAGCAGCUCGCAGACUUGGGCUCCUUGCUUCAGGAGCUUCGGGGUGCCAGCGCUCUGCUUGAGGCCCUGGCCCCUCCCUUUGCCCCAAGGCCGCUGCUGGAGUCUUUGGCUCAAGGCCUGAAAGACGGAAGUGUCUCUGAUCUCACCGGCUUGGUUCGGAUUUGGGACUUGUGGAGAAGCGGGCUUCUGAGCCAAGGCCCAGAUCGCUCCGAGCCUGUUAAUGCCUUCGGCUUGUGCUGGCAAAGCAUGGGCCUGAUGCUGGCUGAGUUUCUCUCCAGGUUUGUGGAGGAGUUACAGCAGUUCGAAGCAUCAGCUCCAGAUUCAGCCAUGCCGCGAACGUUAAUGCGACUUCUGCAGCUGACGCAGCCCUGGUCUGAGGCUGCUGAUGCUGUCAGGAAUAUCUUUGAUACCGUGCUACAGGCAGUGCACCGGCGCUGCCAGAAAGACAGCAGUUCAACGCUUACGAGCCUUAUGGCUGAGGAGCUGCUGUCGGCACUGAGCUGCUGUGUGAGCAGCCAGAGCUUACACUGUCCCCCGGGCCCAGAAGCCUUUCGAGAAGGACUUCUUCGCCACCUGGUCUCGGAGCUUUGGUGUGGGGCCGCCCGACCACUUCUGCGUGCAUCCGAGCAGUGGGGGAGCCUCGGAGACCUUGGUGAGCUGGGCGCCUCCGAGUUUCUUUCCGACGAGGGGUUGCCGGCUCUUCUGCCCCCGGCUGUGGCUGGUGCGGGCCGGAGUGUUGGUGCCUUGCGGGCUUGGUCCGAGGUUUCUCAAACAGCGAGCCACUCGCCACCGCGCAGUGCAGAGGAAGAGCUGACAAGCUUGCGCAGCUCCCUUGCGGGCGCAGCUCCUGUGGAUUUGACAACGGGGACUGCUCGCAGCUCGACAUGUAGGCUCCGGCGGCAGGACAGCGCCCACGAGGAGUUCAAGUUUGUUCCCUUCGAGGCUGCGCUAGAGGCGCGCGUGCUGCGGCCGCUGCAGCACAUUGCGGAAAUGGCAGCGAGGCCAAUCCUCUGGCGGGUCCUACAAGACGAAAAUGGAUUGUUGCAGCAUUUGGCUGCCAUUCGACUGGUAGCAUUCCUCGAUCGUGAGCCUGCAGUGAGCACGCUCGUGAAGCGGCUGUACCGGAAGCUGCAAGGCUAUCAGCGGGGCUUUGCAGGCGUGCCAGCAGAGGAGCUUUCGCUGCUUGCCGUCGAGCUUCGUGCUGCACUUGUGGAGGGCCUGGAAUCCCUGGCCGGAUCACAUCCACAGCAGAUUCGCAGCGAUCCAUUCGCACCCAAAGGCAAGCUGCAGGUGCGUGUGGUGGCGCAGCUUUGCUUGCAGAACCUGUCCAUGGACCUGUUGAAGGGGCCUGGCCUAAGUGCCGAUCCUUUCGCCUUGCUCGGCCAGCUGAAGCUGAAGUACCAGUCGCCAGCGCCGCUGCCAGAUAUCCUGGACACCACUGCGCUGGAGGGAUACUCGGCCAUCUGGGCGCUUCUGCUGCGGCUCCGCUGUGGGAGCCAGGCGCUGCAGGAGGUCCACCAGCUUCCUCUCUUCGGCUUCAGCGGCCGCGGUGUUCAGCGCACGCCCAUUGCAGCCCUUCAGCGCAAGGUGGACUUGCUCCGUGCCGAACUCGGGCAUUUCCUGUCCUGUUUGGAGCACUACGUCCACGUUGAUGUCCUGCAGAAGGAGUCGAUCAUCCUGGAACGUCAGAUCCGAUCUCUAGUGAGCGAGGCGCUAGAGGGCCGGCUGGCCAGCGGAGCCAGAAGCGAGGAGCCUCCUCGCGCAAUGGACGUGCUCCAAAGAGUGCAGCAGAUGCACCGGCAGCAUCUCAGGCAAGUCUUGCAGGCUUGCUUGCUGAUUCCCGACCUGAGCGCCGUUCUUGAAGAUCUGCACCAGCUGCUGGCCAUGGGGGUCCGCCUCAAGGACGUCCUGGAGCAAACGCUUCAGCAGCUUCAGGCCCUCGAGUCAGCAAGGCGCCAUCCCGCAGAAGUUGGUGCCGUUGAGCAGGCGUUGGAUGCAGCACAAGCUUCUGGUGACCUUGCAGCUGCUGAGGGCUUGGAGCCCGAUGGUCAAGUUGCGGCCGCAGCCAGUGCAGCUGCCGAUGCUGCAGCCGCAUUGAAUUUGCCGAUUGGAGCUCAGCUCUCUAUUGCUGCGGUGGCAGCUGCCAAGAUAGCCACCGACCUCGCGAUUUCCCAGGAUGAUGCUGCUGAUGCAGCGGCCUCGUGCACAGAGAGAAUCACUCAAUCCAUGGGGCAAGAUGCGGACACGCGGGCGCAAGCAGCAGACACCACAGCCAUUAUCACUGGGUAUUUGGUUGCAUCGCAUGCUGGUGAGGGGCCGAUCGCAGCGGGACUGGAAGCAGGCAAAGCCAUGAGGGCAGCAGGCAGUAUUCCGCAGGAGCAGCUGUCGGCAGCUGCAGAUGCAGCCCUGCACGCCGCUUCCGCGGCAAAUCUGCCCAAGGAGCUGCAGCUGGUGGCUGCAACGGCUGCCAUAGGUCGCGCCGCAGCAGUGGGUCGCAUCCGAACCUCCAAAGAAGAGUUUCGCAAGCUCAUCCUGCGCCUUGCAGCGCAGUUGGCUAUUGUACUACCAAGCUACGGAGUGGACGAGGCGACGCUUGCGACGACUGCGGAGGCUGCAGCUGUGAAGGAUCUCAGCGACAGCAUCCAGCAGGAAAUCGAGAACGAAGAGAGUCAGGACCAUCCUGCAAAUGUGAGUUAA